AUGAUCGUGUUGUACAUGAUUGUGUCAGGCUUAAUUCCCAAUCCCUCCAUAUUCCGGAGCAAUUUAACGGCUGAUCUUGUUUUUCCUGACUUGCAUAGUCCAUUGAUCAAGCCUGCACCGUGUCAUCAAGCUGAAAGUUCUGCUUUGCUGCAACUUAAGAAAAGAUUUGCCAUCACUAAGUUUGCUUCUCAAAGUUCUCUCAGUUAUACUAAAACAAAUUCUUGGAAUUCAAGCUCAGACUGCUGCUCAUGGCUUGGCGUGAAAUGUGAUGAGCAAACAGGUCAUGUGAUUGGCCUUGACAUUAGCAGCAGUCAGAUUUAUGGUUCUAUUGAGUCUAAUAGUACUCUCUUUCAGCUUUCCCAACUUGAAAAACUUAACCUUUCUGAUAAUCACUUUAAUUACUCUCAUAUCCCAUCAAGCUUUGCCCAUCUUUCAAGGCUUACCCAUUUGGACCUUUCUGGGUCCAAAUUUUCUGGAGAAAUCCCAGAAGAGAUUUCACAACUAUCCAACUUGUUGGUUCUUGAUUUGUGCUGUAACUAUGAUGCCUUAUCUCCUCCAACAAAUCUGCUGCAUUUCAAGCAGCAAAACCUGGGAAACGUAGUUCAAAACUUAACUAAUUUGCAAGUACUUUCUCUUGGCUAUGUUAAUAUGUCGUCUCCAAUACCUAGUGCACUCACCAAUCUGUCUUCUUUGGAAUACCUUUGUCUGCUCAGUACUGGAGUAUAUGGCGAAUUUCCCAUAGGAAUAUUUCUUCUUCCAAAUUUGGAGUAUCUCAAUGUGGGAGCGAAUCAGGGUCUCUCUGGGUAUUUGCCUGAGUUUCACUCUAGCAUACCCUUGCAGUUUUUAACACUCCGAAGUGCUGGCUUCCGAAGGAAUCUACCUGGUUCAAUUGGAAACCUCACUAGGCUCAUUUAUUUGGAUCUUGGAUAUAACCAAUUCAAGGGAAAUCUACCUUCUUCCUUGUUAAAUAUCACCCAGUUAUCUUAUCUGGAUGUUUCAGGCAACAAGCUUCACGGGAAAAUACCACUCUCAAUUUUCUCACUAGAGAAUCUUAGCUAUAUGGAUCUGAGAGGAAAUCACUUGUCUGGGCAAUUAGAACUUGGCAUGUUUCUCUGGAGCUUCAAGAUGCUAUCCGUUCUCUGUUUGUCAUAUAACAAUCUGUCAUUGAUUAUCAAGCCAAGUGCAUUCAAUGCAAGUCUUGCCAUGAAUAUUACAACAUUAUUUUUGGCUUCUUGCAGCAUGAACGAGUUUCCAGAAAUUCUGAAAGACCAGGACCAGCUGGAAGAACUUGACCUGUCAAACAAUAAAAUAAAGGGUACCCUCCCAAGCUGGAUAUAUAGAAAAGAAAACCUCUGGGUAUUAUGA
Molecule: messenger RNA, 1365 nt
Organism: Neltuma alba
Lineage: Eukaryota; Viridiplantae; Streptophyta; Magnoliopsida; Fabales; Fabaceae
Product: receptor-like protein 9DC3
Exons: 2
Coding region: 1-1365 (454 amino acids)
Molecular function (GO): protein binding
Source: RefSeq, a predicted model, not a curated record